Nanorana parkeri is the source of this 2063-nucleotide messenger RNA. RefSeq names its product 6-phosphofructo-2-kinase/fructose-2,6-biphosphatase 3 (gene PFKFB3). Gene Ontology annotation, biological process: fructose 2,6-bisphosphate metabolic process; fructose metabolic process. Lineage: Eukaryota; Metazoa; Chordata; Amphibia; Anura; Dicroglossidae. Gene Ontology annotation, molecular function: fructose-2,6-bisphosphate 2-phosphatase activity; 6-phosphofructo-2-kinase activity; ATP binding. Bases 58 to 1638 code for a protein of 526 amino acids. The record is from RefSeq and is a predicted model, not a curated record. The transcript has 17 exons. Gene Ontology annotation, cellular component: cytosol.
GAGAGAGCGGAUCUUUGUGACAUUAUUAUAUUUGGGAGUUCCCGGACCUUGGUGAUUAUGCCUAUGGAGCUAAUGCAGAACCGGAUAAAGAAGAUCUGGCUGCCCAAAGAUGAGGAGCCGCUGCUGCUUAUGAAUGUGGGUGGACCUCAGCUUGCCAACUCCCCAACUGUGAUUGUAAUGGUUGGACUACCAGCCCGUGGAAAGACUUACAUAUCGAAGAAGCUGACACGUUACCUCAACUGGAGUGGAGUACCUACAAAAGUGUUCAAUGUUGGGGAGUACAGACGUGAAGCUGUUAGAGAAUUUAGUUCUUAUGACUUUUUCCGCUGUGACAACCAAGAAGCCAUGAAAGUCAGAAGACAAUGUGCCUUGGCUGCUUUAGCAGAUGUGAAAUGCUACCUGACUGAGGAAGGUGGACAGAUUGCUGUCUUUGAUGCCACAAAUACAACCAGAGAAAGAAGAGGAUUGAUUGUUGAUUUUGCCAAAGAGAAUGACUUUAAGGUGUUCUUUAUUGAAUCUGUCUGUGAUGAUCCAUCAGUUGUUGCUAGUAAUGUUUUGGAUGUUAAACUGUCCAGCCCAGACUACAAAGGUUGUUCAUCAAAAGAGGCUUUGGAUGACUUUAUGAAAAGAAUAAGCUGCUACAAGAACAUGUAUGAACCUCUUGAUCCAGAUGGUUAUGACAGAGAUCUCUCUAUGAUCAUUGUCAUUGAUGUUGGCCGAAGGUUUUUGGUGAACAAAGUUCAGGAUCAUAUCCAAAGCAAGAUUGUAUAUUAUCUAAUGAACAUCCACGUCCAGCCUCGCUGCAUCUAUUUGUGCCGAGCCGGUGAAAGCGAGAGCAACGUCAAAGGGAAAAUUGGUGGCGAUUCUGGGUUGUCCCAGCGAGGCAAAAAGUUUUCCAUUGCCCUGAAAAAAUAUGUUGAAGAUCAGAACUUGAAGGAACUUAAAGUGUGGACCAGUCAGUUGAAGAGAACCAUCCAGACUGCAGAAGCUCUGAAAAUGCCCUAUGAGCAGUGGAAAGCUUUAAAUGAACUGGAUGCAGGAGUGUGUGAAGAUAAGACCUAUGAUGAAAUCAAAGAGCAAUAUCCUGAAGAAUAUGUGCUGCGUGCACAGGAUAAAUACUAUUAUCGCUACCCAUCAGGAGAGUCUUAUCAAGAUCUUGUCCAGCGUCUGGAACCUGUUAUAAUGGAACUUGAGCGGCAGGGAAAUAUCCUAGUUAUUUGUCAUCAGGCAAUUAUGAGAUGCCUUCUGUCUUAUUUUCUGGAUAAAUCUGCAGAUGAGAUGCCAUAUCUUAAAUGUCCGCUGCAUACAAUGCUUAAACUGACUCCAUAUGCAUAUGGCUGCCAUGUGGAGACGGUUACGUUCAAUGUGGAUGCUGUUAACACUCACUUUGAAAGACCAGAAGAGAGCAAGAAAACCCCUGCCCCACUGAUGAGACGCAACAGUGUUACACCUCUAGCCAGUCCUGAACCAAAUAAGAAGGCACGACUCAAUAGCUUUGAGGAUCUUGCUGCUGCGCUAUCUGGUUGUGCAGCUCAGGAGCCACCUACUGUACAGGCUACACAGCCUUUGCUAGGAAAGGCUUGUCUGCUAUCAGUUGUCCAUUACAUCAGUACCUUGUUUUUAUUUCGAAGGGUGUGAGUCAUCCCGAGCAGCACUGACGGUCCUUAAAGGACAAGACCAUGAUCAAUGAACAUCUUACCCUCCGCUGCAUUCCAUUUUCCAUGUUUAACACAUGCUUACAAACUUUUUCACUGGACUCGAAUGUCUGAGCCUGCAGCUGCUUGUAUGUCUGAACAAAUUUAAAUCAAACUGGAAAGGGAGACAGACACCAAAGCAAGUUUGCUAUGUCUCUAAGAAAUGAAGAAGCCUCCGGUCAUUUCAACAGUGGGGUGUACAGCUGGAGCUGCUCGUACGCCGCCAAAUCUUUAUUUUACUUAUGUGUGUGUUUUUUUGUUACCUUUUUUUAUUUUUUGUAGACCUAGUACAGUUUAUUUUAUUAUUCUUCUGUUUUAGAAAGUAUUAACCAAAACAGCAAAAAUACAGUUGAAUUAAAUGUAGAUAAU